ACAUACAGUAGAGACUAGAGGGAGGGAGAUAAACCCUAAAUUAAGACAUAGCAGUACAGCACACAGAAGAGGGGUUGGGUUUAUCUAGGGUUUUAAAGCCCGAUUAUCUCUCUCUCUCUCUCGUCCAUCACCAGAUUGAAUAAAGCUUAGUAUUGCUAUUGUUAUUGAUUGAUAAUUGAAGAUGGAACAUGGUUCAGCUGAGGAUGAUUCAGCCUCCACAUUUUCAUUCACAGAUGAAGAUCACACCCUCGCCAAUACGCUCCGUUUCUCCCUCAAUCAAGAUCCGAGAGUCACAUUUUGCGGAUACAGCAUUCCUCAUCCAUCGCAACCUCGGGUGAAUAUAAGAGUGCAGACUACUGGAGAUCCAGCAAAUGAAAUAUUGAAAGAUUCCUGCCAGGAUUUAUUGAUGAUUUGCCAGCAUGCUAGGAAAACCUUUGAACAAGUUGUUCAAGAUUUUAAAAACAAGCAAGCUCUUGAAGCCAUGAACAUGGAACAAUAGAACUCUCUUGUGUUUUCAUUUAUUUUAAUUGACAAGUCACUCAUGACUUGUUAAUACAUUAUUGGCUUUGUAAUAGAGCUAUAUUUGAAUUUUUUUUAUUCAAUGGAAAUUUUUCCAUUUUUUUAUAAAUUAUAUUUUCAAAA
Molecule: messenger RNA, 642 nt
Organism: Daucus carota subsp. sativus
Lineage: Eukaryota; Viridiplantae; Streptophyta; Magnoliopsida; Apiales; Apiaceae
Exons: 3
Coding region: 182-499 (105 amino acids)
Biological process (GO): DNA-templated transcription
Cellular component (GO): RNA polymerase III complex; RNA polymerase I complex
Molecular function (GO): protein dimerization activity; DNA binding
Source: RefSeq, a predicted model, not a curated record